Drosophila serrata is the source of this 663-nucleotide messenger RNA. RefSeq lists its product as uncharacterized. The record is from RefSeq and is a predicted model, not a curated record. Lineage: Eukaryota; Metazoa; Arthropoda; Insecta; Diptera; Drosophilidae.
AUGGGAUCAAACUAUUGCUUCGAUCGCAGACAUAGACGCACCUUUCACCCAUGUUGCCACAACGCAUCGAUGAGAUUGGGCAAGGCGGAGCAGCGCGGCGCAGCCCUUCACUCUCGAUCUCAAAUCCAUCAUUUAUCAUCGAUUAGCGACAGUGACAAAUUGGAAAGCAAUGCGGAAGCCAGUCUAUCGUUGGAAAUGGCUAAGAUCGCUAUCGAUAGCCAACUUCCCUGUCUCGUCCUGCUGGCUGCUAGCGGAGCUCUUAAGAUUCACGAUUAUCAUCACCAUCACCACCAGGAGCAUGAGGAGUACGAACACCAUGACGGUGGGCACGAGCAUCAUCAGGAGCCCGAGCAUGAGGAAACGGAGCUGCAUCAUGAGGUGGACCACAAGCAUGCCACGUCCCAUCAGAGCGUCAAGUUCCAUCAUUACCAUGCCGUGCCCGUCUACAUCAAGAAGGAGGAUCAGCAUCUGGUGAAGAAGCCCAUCGAGAUUGGCGGCACCAAGCAGAAGCUGAAGAUCCUGCAUCCCAAGACGGAGCAUAAUCACAACCACGGCCUGGUCCUGGAGAAUCACAGCGAAUCGCAUCUGCACGAGCAUGGUCACUACGAGGAGCCGGUUCAUCAUGAGGAGCACUAUGAGCACUAUUCGCAUCACCACGAGUAG